Maniola jurtina (meadow brown) is the source of this 1725-nucleotide messenger RNA. RefSeq lists its product as uncharacterized. The coding region runs from base 358 to 1725 and encodes 455 amino acids. Gene Ontology annotation, biological process: Mo-molybdopterin cofactor biosynthetic process. The transcript is spliced from 8 exons. The record is from RefSeq and is a predicted model, not a curated record. Gene Ontology annotation, molecular function: GTP 3',8'-cyclase activity; cyclic pyranopterin monophosphate synthase activity. Lineage: Eukaryota; Metazoa; Arthropoda; Insecta; Lepidoptera; Nymphalidae.
CAUAUUAUGACAAUUGAUGUCAUUGUCAAUUGACAAAACAACAAGUUCACUUACAUCAACUUGGAACUUCUAUUUCGAAUUUCGAUUUUCGUCGUUCUUUCUUAUUUUAUUUGGAUUUGCGGCGGCGCGAGGUUCCAGGAUGUCGUACUGCAGCAGCGUGAGGCACGUGUUCCGCGGAGCAAGUUUUCAGAAAAGGGGAAUUUUGUGCAAUCUAUUGGUGACCUCGCAGCGGCUUUCACAUAGUAAUGUGCCGGCGGAGGCGCGCGCGCUGGAGAGCCCCACGGAUCCUCUCAUGGACCUGCACGGUCGCAAACAUGACUAUCUUCGCAUUUCUCUUACUGAGCGAUGUAAUUUAAGAUGCCAGUACUGCAUGCCGGCCGAGGGCGUGCGGCUGAGCGCGCGCUCGGCGCUGCUGUCGCGCGACGAGCUGCUGCGGCUGGCGCGCGUGUUCGCCGCGCUCGGCGUGCGCAAGCUGCGCCUCACGGGCGGCGAGCCCACCUUGCGCGCCGACCUGCUCGACGUCGUGCGUGCGUACACUCUCCCCACACAUGGCCCACAACACCACACUCAUGUCAGCCGGGCGUGCGGCUGAGCGCGCGCUCGGCGCUGCUGUCGCGCGACGAGCUGCUGCGGCUGGCGCGCGUGUUCGCCGCGCUCGGCGUGCGCAAGCUGCGCCUCACGGGCGGCGAGCCCACCUUGCGCGCCGACCUGCUCGACGUCGUGCGUGCGUACACUCUCCCCACACAUGGCCCACAACACCACACUCAUGUCAGCCAGCUCGUGCCGUGCGCAGGCCAGUACUGCAUGCCGGCCGAGGGCGUGCGGCUGAGCGCGCGCUCGGCGUGCGCAAGCUGCGCCUCACGGGCGGCGAGCCCACCUUGCGCGCCGACCUGCUCGACGUCGUGCGUGCGUACACUCUCCCCACACAUGGCCCACAACACCACACUCAUGUCAGCCGGGCGUGCGGCUGAGCGCGCGCUCGGCGUGCGCAAGCUGCGCCUCACGGGCGGCGAGCCCACCUUGCGCGCCGACCUGCUCGACGUCGUGCGUGCGUACACUCUCCCCACACAUGGCCCACAACACCACACUCAUGUCAGCCAGCUCGUGCCGUGCGCAGGCCAGUACUGCAUGCCGGCCGAGGGCGUGCGGCUGAGCGCGCGCUCGGCGCUGCUGUCGCGCGACGAGCUGCUGCGGCUGGCGCGCGUGUUCGCCGCGCUCGGCGUGCGCAAGCUGCGCCUCACGGGCGGCGAGCCCACCUUGCGCGCCGACCUGCUCGACGUCGUGCGUGCGUACACUCUCCCCACACAUGGCCCACAACACCACACUCAUGUCAGCCAGCUCGUGCCGUGCGCAGGCCAGUACUGCAUGCCGGCCGAGGGCGUGCGGCUGAGCGCGCGCUCGGCGCUGCUGUCGCGCGACGAGCUGCUGCGGCUGGCGCGCGUGUUCGCCGCGCUCGGCGUGCGCAAGCUGCGCCUCACGGGCGGCGAGCCCACCUUGCGCGCCGACCUGCUCGACGUCGUGCGUGCGUACACUCUCCCCACACAUGGCCCACAACACCACACUCAUGUCAGCCAGCUCGUGCCGUGCGCAGGCCAGUACUGCAUGCCGGCCGAGGGCGUGCGGCUGAGCGCGCGCUCGGCGCUGCUGUCGCGCGACGAGCUGCUGCGGCUGGCGCGCGUGUUCGCCGCGCUCGGCGUGCGCAAGCUGCGCCUCACGGGCGGCUAG